Messenger RNA from Penicillium canescens, 411 nucleotides. Its product is annotated as NAD dependent epimerase/dehydratase family protein. Bases 1 to 411 code for a protein of 136 amino acids. The record is from RefSeq and is a predicted model, not a curated record. Lineage: Eukaryota; Fungi; Ascomycota; Eurotiomycetes; Eurotiales; Aspergillaceae. The transcript is spliced from 2 exons.
AUGUCAAUGUACGAACUCACACUUGCCGCUUAUGAAUCUUCAACUAUCAAGCUGGAGGAUCUACCACCUAUUCGCGCAGUUGCCCUGUCUUCGGGCCUUUCUGCGGAUCUCUUGGUCGAAAAUCCUCCAACUCUCUUCCUUCAGGUGGAUCCAUUGAAGUGGGCGAAACACAAGAAUGUCAAGCAGGCCUGGGGGAAGCUUCGCGAUAAGUAUCAGCUUGACCAGCAUGCUUGGGAAAAGGCGACGUGGGAUUUCUCGGUCAUGACUAUUGGCAGAGACUGGAGUUGUGUAGGGAGCAUGAGCAAGGCUCGGAAACUUGGAUGGACUGAGUAUGCUGAUACGGGGGAUGAGUUGGAAGAUACAUUUAGAGAGGUGUUUUCGCCUGCUGAGUGGCUCCGACGUGACUUUUAA